AUGGCCAAGGCGUUUCUAGCGGUGGUUUCAGGGUUAGCAGCUGUGGUUUUUCUUGGAAUAGUCGUUCAUGAUCAAGACAACCUCUUUGUUGCUGACGAGGCUGUUGGUUCUAUUGUCAUGGAGACCAUAAAAACCGAGUCAAUAUUGGCUUGGAUGAUGGGUUUUGGUGCAAUAGUCAUGGGUUUAUGGCAAUCUUGCACUACUUCUUAUGAGUUAUGA
Dovyalis caffra is the source of this 219-nucleotide messenger RNA. Lineage: Eukaryota; Viridiplantae; Streptophyta; Magnoliopsida; Malpighiales; Salicaceae. The record is from the annotation of a GenBank genome assembly.